AUGAAAAGCACGCCAAUACUGUUACUCUGCUGCGCAAUGCAGAGCCUCGCUCAAAGCUCGACAACGGCCUCCGGGUGCGGCUGCCCCAAGCCCUCAAACCCCACGGAGACACAACCGCACUCACGCACCGCAGACAUGUGGAACAUGUGGAUAGGCGCCGUGUCCAUGGCCGCCGUGAACACGACCGUCUCCCCCACAGCAGUCGCCAGCGCCGAGCUCAUCCCGCCGCCGCCCCAGCACUACGCGUCGUGGAUGCGCGGGCCGCAGAGCCCCGCCGUCCACGCGAACGCGAGCUGGCGCUUCCCGCGGGCCUUCUGGUGGGGCGUGGCGGGCGCGUCGUACCAGGUCGAGGGGGCGGUGAAGGACGAGGGGCGAGGGCCAUCGGUGUGGGACGCGCUGCUGCAUCGCGUCGAGGGGUAUAGUAUGGCGAACGAGACGGGGGAUGUUACGGCCAAUCAUUAUUACUACUAUAAGCAGGAUAUUGCUAGGCUUGCUGCGUUGCGUGUGCCGUACUAUUCGUUUUCGAUUUCUUGGAGUCGGAUUUUGCCGUUUGGACGGGGUCCGGUUAAUGAGGACGGCCUGGCUCAUUAUGAAGACGUUAUCAAUACGUGUCUUGAGUACGGUGUGAAGCCAGCUGUGACGCUGUUUCACUGGGACUUACCACUGUAUCUCUAUAAUCUUUACGGAGGAUGGACCAGCGAAGAGAUCGUGGACGACUUUGUCGAAUACGCUCGAAUCAUCCUAACCCGCUACGGCAACAAAGUGCCCAUGUGGUACACACUGAACGAGCCGAUCAGCUUCUGCACGCUGCAAAUGCCAGAGCACUACUUCAAAAACGUCACGAUCCCCAAAAAGCAACAGCCCUACUUCUGCGGGCAGCACGCCCUGCUCGCGCACUCCAAAGUGUACCAUCUCGCCAAAUCGCUCAACAUCACCGGCCCUAUCUCGCUAAAGAACAACGGGUACUACAAAGUCGCGCGAACAAACAGCACCGAGGACGCCAAGGCCGUGCAGCGAGCCUGGGACUUCAACGAAGGGUGGUUCGCGAACCCGAUCUACGUGGACGGCGAAUACCCGCGGUACCUGAAAGAGUACGUGGGGACGUUCCUGCGGGAGCUGACAGCGGAAGAGAAAGCACAGAUACAGAACUCGACGGACUUCUUCGCGCACGACGCCUACGCGGCCAAGAUGUACAUGGCGCCGUCGGGGGGGAUCGACGCGUGCGUGACGAACGAGUCGCACGCGCUGUUCCCGACGUGCGCGGACUCGACAUUUACGUAUGCGGACGAGGACGGCGGCUGGAACAUUGGGCCUGCGGCCGAUCCGUACACGGCGUGGCUGCACAAGGCGACGGACUGGAUUCCGCAGUUCUUGCACUACAUCCAGGAUACCUGGCAUCCGGCGGGCGGGAUCGCGGUCACGGAAUUCGGCUUCACGGAGCCGUACGAGGCGCGGAAAUGGCUGCUUGGGGAUAUUAGGGCGGACUUGGGCCGGACGACCUACUUCCACGACUACCUGGAAGCGGUGCUGAUAGCGCUGAGCGAGGGCGUCAACGUCGUCGGCUGUCUUGCGUGGAGCGUCUUCGAUAACUUGGAGUGGACGGCGGGGUUCAAUGUGCAGUUUGGGCUGCAGUACGUGAACCGGACGACGCAGCAGCGGCACUACAAGGCGAGUUUCUUUGAGCUGGCGCGCAUGUUUGAGACGUAUCAAGAGAAGUAAAAGUAGUUAAAAGUCCGGGUAGCAGAGUAGCGCAACUCACUCGGUACGUCAUGAUUGAUUAAUGAACCUGGCAGCCUCGGUCAUUACCGCAUUUGGCCCAAGCGCAGCCGACCCACUACAGUCAGCGUGGCCGAUUU
Messenger RNA from Aplosporella prunicola CBS 121167, 1856 nucleotides. RefSeq names its product glycoside hydrolase family 1 protein. Gene Ontology annotation, biological process: carbohydrate metabolic process. Bases 1 to 1719 code for a protein of 572 amino acids. The transcript is spliced from 6 exons. Gene Ontology annotation, molecular function: beta-glucosidase activity. The record is from RefSeq and is a predicted model, not a curated record. Lineage: Eukaryota; Fungi; Ascomycota; Dothideomycetes; Botryosphaeriales; Aplosporellaceae.